Molecule: messenger RNA, 453 nt
Organism: Saccharomycopsis crataegensis
Lineage: Eukaryota; Fungi; Ascomycota; Saccharomycetes; Ascoideales; Saccharomycopsidaceae
Exons: 1
Coding region: 1-453 (150 amino acids)
Source: RefSeq, a predicted model, not a curated record
AUGGCCAUGACCGAACACUCCUCCCCCAGCCUGCGCUCCUUUCUUCACUCGUCCUCUCCCUCAUCCUCUUUAUUACAACCCCCAGCAGCCGCCCCUGUCGCCAUCAUUAGAGGAACAGCGCCUCCAGCAUCACCUGCCCUGUCUUCCUCCACCCCUUUCUCUUUCUCUUUCUCUUCACAACUAACCCCUCUGCUAUCCAGCAGCAGCUCGUUCCAAUUCAAUAUAAACACCAAUGCAACCUCGAUAAUUACCCCUAAGAAUCGGAUGUCGUCUCCAACCUCCCCUGGAAUCUCUGAUUCUCCCAUCCCGAUCUUCUUCAAUCAAUCUAAGAUCAGCAUGUCAAAUAAUUCAAAAAAGAGAUCCUUCAGAGACAUGGCUGAAGGCGACGAAGAAGAUCAAUACGGAAGAAUCAAUGCGUAUGACGAGGAUUCUGAUUUUGAGUUGAUUGUUUAA